GACACAAUUAAUGUCGUAGGCGCUAGGAACAAUCUCACACGUGUCAAACAAAUGUUUUAUUCGGAAUUUAAUGACGGGAUUCAUUGAAACUAAUGGCAUUUAGUGUCACCCGGUGUUCCCGCGGAAAUGUCAACAUCAACAGAAAUGGAAAGCUCGAGUUUGGUAUACAUACUGGAUGCUAAAAUUCAGAAACAACGCUUGAAAGAUAUGAAAAAUUCUGCAUCCAAAAGAAAAAUAAAAGUUACAGACACAUUUAGCAUAGGAGUUACUCACCUUGUAACUGAGUUUAAGGAGUAUGAUCAAGUUCUAAGGAAACUGGAUCUAACAAAUCAGUCCAGUCUUGAUGGCAUAGAAGUUGUUACAUUGCAAUGGUUUGCUGACUGUAUAAGAGCUGGGAAAGUGGUUGAUGUGGAACAAAAACACAGACUACAGAGGGCUGUAACUCAAAGAAAUGAAGAGGUUCAAAGACCAAGCCAGUCAUCAGGUUUACCAGAAUAUGCCUGUCAAAGAGCCACUCCAUUACAGCAUAUGAAUGAAAAGUACACAAAAGCAUUAGAAGUGUUGGAGAAGUAUGCUGACUUGCGUGAAAGUGACCAUGAUUAUUCCAGGGCGCUAGCCUUCAGGAGAGCAUCAUGUGUGUUGAAGUCGUUACCUUUUGCUUUAUCUAGUAUACAACAGUUACGCAAUAUCACAAAUAUUGGAGACCAUAGUAAACGAGUAGUACAGGAAAUACUAGAAGAUGGAGAGUGUCCAGAAGUUGAAAAUAUUUUGAAGGAUCCAUGGUUUCAUAAAAUGAAGCUGUUCACAGAAAUAUUUGGUAUUGGACCAUCAACUGCCAAACAAUUCAUAGCUAAAGGCUGGAGUACAAUGAACGAGGUCAGGAAUGGUCAUAAGACAGCUGAUUGGAGAGUACAAUGGGGUCUUGCUUUCCAUGAGGAUCUUAUAACACCUGUUGUAAGGCAGGAAGCUUGUUAUAUCUAUGAACUUGUCCUCAAACAUCUGAGAAAAGUUCUCCCAGGGGCCAUAGCAACAGUCACUGGAGGAUUCAGGAGAGGUAAAGCCAGUGGACAUGAUGUAGAUAUACUAAUCACCCAUCCAACAGAAGACAAGGUAACCGGAGUAUUAUCAAGACUGUUACACAGUCUGGAAGCCACGGACACGAUUCUUCACGGUCGCCAUGAACGUAGCACAUACACCGAUGAUGUGAUAUCACUAAAUACUAAACUCAGCACAAGAGGACAGUUGGACCACUUUGAGAAGUGGAUUGGUAUCAUAAAAGUUCCGAAGAAAAUAAAAGCAUUCUCUGAUAGUGAUAGAAAUGGUGUAGUUCGUAAUGUUAAUGAAGGUCCAGUGACUGAUAAAUCUAGAAAACUAGGUAACAGAGCUAAUAGGCUAGUUAAUGAAAAUACAGAUGUAAGUGAAAAAGAUUAUGGCACUAUAACACAUUCUACUUCAGUAAUUUAUUCAAGGAAUGGGGCUAGCGAAAAUGCAUGUAAUGUGAUGAAUUUAGAAAAUGAAGAAAAUUUAGAAAAUGAUGUUUCUCUUGACGAAGUAAGAAAUGAGCAGGUGGCAUCUUUAGAAGAAAGUGUAGAUGUUUCAGAGUUAAGGUCGGUACAAGGUGAAAGGUCACAUGACCAAACUCCGGCUGAACUUGCUGAAGGGGAAAGAGACUGGAUUGCGAGGAGGGUUGACCUGAUUGUAGCGCCAUACAGUCAAUAUUACUAUGCAUUGGUUGGAUGGACGGGUAGCAAACAGUUUAACAGAGAUGCUAGAACUUAUUCUGAUAGAAAACUCAAUAUGAUGUUAACAAGUCAUGGCCUGUAUGAUAAAAC
Messenger RNA from Ruditapes philippinarum (Manila clam), 1832 nucleotides. RefSeq names its product DNA nucleotidylexotransferase-like. NCBI's taxonomy places the organism in Eukaryota, Metazoa, Mollusca, Bivalvia, Venerida, Veneridae. The record is from RefSeq and is a predicted model, not a curated record. Gene Ontology annotation, molecular function: DNA-directed DNA polymerase activity; DNA binding. Gene Ontology annotation, cellular component: nucleus. Gene Ontology annotation, biological process: double-strand break repair via nonhomologous end joining.